CUGGUACUGUAGUGUACGUAAAGUUGUAAAUAAACGGAAAAUUACUUUAAUUAAUGAUUUUAAAAUAAAAUACAGGAGUAUUCCUUCGUUAAAAUGUUUAUAAGCAUGCAUACAUGGUUUCCAAUAUUCAUAGUUAUUCUUAAUUCCUUAUGUUGUACUGCGAUAGAGAUACCAAAGAAGUUCCAGAAUUCGAAUCACACAAAUAACUGGGCAGUUUUAGUGGAUACGUCGAGGUUUUGGUUCAACUACCGUCAUGUUGCUAACGUGUUGUCUAUCUACCGCAGUGUGAAGAGACUGGGGAUCCCAGACAGUCAGAUCAUCCUCAUGAUAUCUGACGACAUGGCCUGCAACCCCAGGAACCCGCGGCCGGCAACUAUAUUCAAUAAUGCCCACGAACAAAUAAAUGUUUACGGUGAUGAUGUUGAAGUUGAUUACAGAGGUUACGAAGUGUCUGUAGAGAACUUCGUACGUCUGCUGACGGGCCGCCUGUCGCCCGACACCCCUCGCUCCAAGCGCCUGCUCACGGACGAGGGCAGCAACAUACUCAUCUACCUCACCGGCCAUGGCGGUGAUGGCUUCCUCAAGUUUCAAGACUCUGAAGAGGUCACUAGUCAGGAGUUGGCUGAUGCUUUGGAACAAAUGUGGCAGAAAAGAAGAUACAAUGAGAUUUUCUUCAUAAUAGACACUUGCCAAGCAUCCUCAAUGUAUGAAAAAUUCUAUUCACCAAAUAUUUUGGCUACUGCCAGCAGCUUGGUGGGAGAAGAUUCACUUUCUCAUCAUGUGGACUCAGCCAUAGGAGUCUACAUAAUAGACAGAUACACAUACUAUGUCUUAGAGUUCUUAGAAAAUGUCCAUCCAAAUAGUCAGAGAACUAUGACUGAGUUUCUAGCAGUGUGUCCGAAAAGCGCGUGCCUAUCAACAGUGGGCGUUAGGCGGGACCUGUUCAACCGCGACCCGAGCAAGGUGCCAAUAACUGACUUCUUCGGCUCCGUCCGCCCCGUGCAGGUCACCACCAACCCCAUCAACAUCCUGGACACUCCGCAGAGGAAGAGGAAAAAUGAGAACAAAACCAAAGUACAAGAAAAGAUGGGAUACCUUCCACAAUUCCCAGUGCAUUUAGUACCAAAUGAUAAGUAACUUUACUUAAGAAACAUUGUGAUUGUGGUUUCCACAAGUAUUACUAGAACAAAAUAAAGUUUUUUUUACAACA
Plutella xylostella (diamondback moth) is the source of this 1210-nucleotide messenger RNA. It is a transcript of the gene PIG-K, whose product is annotated as Phosphatidylinositol glycan anchor biosynthesis class K. NCBI's taxonomy places the organism in Eukaryota, Metazoa, Arthropoda, Insecta, Lepidoptera, Plutellidae. Gene Ontology annotation, molecular function: GPI-anchor transamidase activity. The record is from RefSeq and is a predicted model, not a curated record. Gene Ontology annotation, cellular component: GPI-anchor transamidase complex. Gene Ontology annotation, biological process: attachment of GPI anchor to protein; proteolysis.